Fulvia fulva is the source of this 831-nucleotide messenger RNA. RefSeq lists its product as uncharacterized. Lineage: Eukaryota; Fungi; Ascomycota; Dothideomycetes; Mycosphaerellales; Mycosphaerellaceae. The transcript has a single exon. The record is from RefSeq and is a predicted model, not a curated record. Bases 1 to 831 code for a protein of 276 amino acids.
AUGCCCGAUAUCAUACCGCCGGCGCUGUACGAUGGCAGUCUCCGUAGGGGCCUUUGCACCGCCAGAGCCCGACGCCAACAAAUAGCACUCCAGCUCAGAGAAGCGAUCAACGGGCAUCAGCAGUUCCUAACGGAAGGACGAUACGGCGUACAUCCCGAAGACCGCCUCCCAGCCAUCCUGUGGAGCUACGACUACCCUUUUCGCCACCGGUACGUCGACUCCGAUGCUGGUGACAGCUGGACGAAGCUACACAUCAUCUCGACAUGCCUGGAAAAAGUGAUCUCAACCCUGCAAGAAGCUCAGCAAAGUGUCAGGAUCUCCCUCAGCUGUUACUUGAGAGGACUGGGUGUACAGUACAAUGUAGACCGAUCUUACAUCAACAAACUGGACGAUAGAAACUGCAACGACAUCGCGCUCCUCCAUGCCGAGCUUACCUUCUUCUACUGCAAGAUCAAACAGAACGAGACCACGAUGGAGCGCGAGCAUUCCCGGGCUAUCAUGUGUUUGCUGGAGAAACUUUGUGGUAUACACAAGAAGUCCGGAGCAGGCGGUUCAUUCAGCGAGGUAGUGCGCACGCGUUGGUAUGAGUACCAUCAUUCGCUGGAGCAUCAAUCCGUGACUGCUGAGUUUGAGGCCGCAGAACGCAAGCUUCAUGAUGCGAAGCGAACUAUCCAGGGUCAACCGGACUGGUUGCUCGCUUGGCAUGGCAAGUGUCCUUUAUGUCCGAGGCGGAUUGAACGAGAAUAUUACUCCGUCCGAGUCUGCCGCAAGUGUGCGGAGAAGGGAAGAGUAAAUCGCACGGAAUGGCCUAAACAAUUGGGUACCACCUGA